Gekko japonicus is the source of this 1324-nucleotide messenger RNA. It is a transcript of the gene TRDMT1, whose product is annotated as tRNA aspartic acid methyltransferase 1. NCBI's taxonomy places the organism in Eukaryota, Metazoa, Chordata, Lepidosauria, Squamata, Gekkonidae. The record is from RefSeq and is a predicted model, not a curated record. The transcript is spliced from 11 exons. Gene Ontology annotation, molecular function: methyltransferase activity. The coding region runs from base 55 to 1251 and encodes 398 amino acids.
UCGGAGGAGUUGCACUGAUGGCACCGCUCGCCGCUGGGGCAGGAGGAGGAUGCAAUGGAGCGACUGCGAGUGCUGGAGCUCUACAGCGGCAUCGGGGGGAUGCACCAGGCGCUGCAAGCAAGUGGUGUACCUGCAGAUGUCGUUGUAGCUGUUGAUGUGAAUACAGUGGCAAAUGAAGUUUACAAGCACAACUUUCCCACCACCCCACUGUGGCCCAAGACAAUUGAGGGCAUAUCACUGAAGGAGUUCGACAGAUUAUCGUUUGAUAUGAUUUUGAUGAGCCCUCCCUGUCAGCCUUUUACAAGAACUGGUCGACAGGGUGAUACUUCUGAUCCCAGGACUCAAAGUUUCCUCUAUAUUCUUAAUAUACUUCCAAGGCUUACAAGACGACCGAAAUAUAUACUCUUAGAAAACGUCAAAGGCUUUGAAACAUCAACGGCCAGAGAUGAACUCAUACAAACACUAAGAAAGUGUGGAUUUACUUAUCAAGAAUUUCUUUUGUCUCCAACUUGUCUUGGCAUUCCAAACUCCAGGCUGCGGUACUUCUUGAUUGCGCGGCUUCAGUCAGAGCCCUUUCCCUUUCAAGUACCGGACAAGAUUCUGACUGUUUUCCCAAGCUUGGAACUAAUGACUUCAGAGAUAUCCAGGGAUGCUACUGGGCUGGAAGCAGGUGGAUUGCCAGUCCCUACAAAAGGCGCAGCCUCUAGUGUCAAAGAUAACAGACAGCAGUGCCGGCAGAAGGAGGACUUCCUCUUUAAGCUUGAAACAACUGAAGAGCUAGAAAAGAAGAAGCAAAGGGACAAUGAUGUGUCUGUGCAAAUGCUAAAAGAUUUCCUCGAGGAAGAUGGAGAAGGACUGAGUCAAUAUUUCCUACCACCAAAGUCCUUAUUGCGUUAUGCUUUCCUUCUAGACAUUGUGACACCCACUUGCAGGAGAUCUACGUGCUUCACAAAAGGGUAUGGACACUAUAUAGAAGGAACUGGCUCAGUGUUGCAGACAGCAGAGGAUAUUCAGCUUGAAUCAGUAUUUAAAUCCUUUGAGAAUUUGUCUGAAGAAGAGAAGCUUAAGAAGCUGUCAACCCUUAAGCUGCGGUACUUUACUCCAAGAGAAAUAGCAAAUCUUCAUGGAUUUCCUCCUGAAUUUGAUUUUCCUGGCAAUGUAACCAUGAAACAGCAUUACCGUCUGCUGGGGAACAGUCUCAAUGUACACGUCGUUGCAAAAUUAAUCUCAAUUUUGGUUAGAGAACACUGAAAUGCUACAUAGCCAGGAGGCUACCCAGUGAGAUAUCUCCUAUGGAUUUCUUAAGUGGAGUAAAACUGAUCAC